CCACCCCCGCGGCCACCAUGUGGAACAUCUUCAAGAAGAACCAGCAGCCUGAGGCGGCUCCGGCCACCACCACGGCCACCAUGCCCGCCGGGCCCGUGGGCAACUCCACCGAGAGUGGGGGUGCCGGGGGGAGCAAGGAAGACAUGUUUGCCAAGAUAAAGGAGAAAUUCUUCAAUGAGAUGAACAAGAUCCCCCUGCCGCCCUGGGCGCUGAUAGCCAUCACCGUGGUGGCCGGCCUCCUGCUCCUCGCCUGCUGCUUCUGCAUCUGCAAGAAGUGCUGCUGCCGGAAGAAGAAGAACAAGAAGGAGAAGGGCAAGGGCGCCAAGAACGCCAUGAGCAUGAAGGACAUGAAGGGCGGGCAGGACGAUGACGAUGCAGAGGCUGGCCUCACUGAGGGGGAGGGGGAGGGCGAGGAGGAGAAGGAGCCGGAGAACCUGGGCAAGCUGCAGUUCUCCCUGGACUACGACUUCCAGGCCAACCAGCUGACCGUCGGCGUGCUGCAGGCCGCAGAACUGCCCGCCCUGGACAUGGGAGGCACCUCAGACCCUUACGUCAAAGUCUUCCUCCUCCCAGACAAGAAGAAGAAAUACGAGACCAAAGUGCACCGCAAGACGCUGAACCCGGCCUUCAACGAAACCUUCACCUUCAAGGUGCCGUACCAGGAGCUGGGGGGCAAGACCCUGGUGAUGGCCAUCUACGACUUCGACCGCUUCUCCAAGCACGACAUCAUCGGGGAGGUGAAGGUGCCCAUGAACACGGUGGACCUCGGCCAGCCCAUCGAGGAGUGGAGAGACCUGCAGGGCGGCGAGAAGGAGGAGGUGAGGGCAGAGAUGUGUUUGUCUUGUUCUCUGUUGAGUCCAUCAGCUUGCUCCCCACCCCACCCCUCCUCACAGGCCUGUUCUCUUGAGGCGCUGAGGGCACCGGGUGGCUCUCCCUGCACAGACCCCUACGUGAAGAUCCACCUGAUGCAGAACGGCAAGAGGCUCAAGAAGAAGAAGACGACGGUGAAGAAGAAGACGCUGAACCCCUACUUCAACGAGUCCUUCAGCUUCGAGAUCCCCUUCGAGCAGAUCCAGAAAGUCCAGGUGGUGGUCACGGUGCUGGACUACGACAAGCUGGGCAAGAACGAGGCCAUCGGCAAGAUCUUCGUGGGCAGCAAUGCCACGGGCACGGAGCUGCGGCACUGGUCCGACAUGCUGGCCAACCCGCGCCGGCCCAUCGCCCAGUGGCACUCGCUGAAGCCUGAGGAGGAGGUGGACGCUCUCCUGGGCAAGAACAAGUAGGAGCAGCGGCCGCCGCGGCCGCACGGCCGGCUCGGACCGACAGACCCAGAGCUCUCGAUACCUCAGUUACGCCCUCGAGGUUCCCCCCCCUGUGGUCGAGUCCUCGUUCCCUUUCCUUUCUGUCUGUUUAAAGACCGGCUUCCCGCUGGCGGCUCUGAGGAGCGUCCCCAACCAGCGGACGAGGAGCCCGGCUCUUGUCACCACCCGGGAGCCGCCCGCUGCUGCAUGCCCGUCACCGUCAUCGUCAUCGCGGUCCCAUCGGGGUCCCUCGGUCCCAGCCUCGCCCGAGCCUCGCGGGAGUGAGGCCCUCUGGUGGCAGAAAGUUGCGGCGCGUCCCGUUUUUCGCGUGUUCUGGACCCACACAAUGGCACUUCCUGUGUCCUGGGAGGGAAGGCUGCACAGUGGCCAGCGACCGUGUGCACACUUGUUCACAUGUGUGUGCACACGUGUCCACAUGCGGGUGCACACGUAUACACGCAGGUGUGUGAGUGCAUUGUGUGUGCAUGUGUGUAAGGGCAUCGUGCACACGUGUGUGUGAGAGA
Myotis brandtii (Brandt's bat) is the source of this 1825-nucleotide messenger RNA. It is a transcript of the gene SYT2, whose product is annotated as synaptotagmin II. Gene Ontology annotation, cellular component: axon; dense core granule; synaptic vesicle membrane. Gene Ontology annotation, biological process: cellular response to calcium ion; regulation of dopamine secretion; calcium ion-regulated exocytosis of neurotransmitter. Gene Ontology annotation, molecular function: calcium-dependent phospholipid binding; clathrin binding; phosphatidylserine binding. Bases 18 to 1283 code for a protein of 421 amino acids. The record is from RefSeq and is a predicted model, not a curated record. The transcript is spliced from 7 exons. Lineage: Eukaryota; Metazoa; Chordata; Mammalia; Chiroptera; Vespertilionidae.